Penicillium concentricum is the source of this 816-nucleotide messenger RNA. RefSeq lists its product as uncharacterized. The transcript has 2 exons. The coding region runs from base 1 to 816 and encodes 271 amino acids. Lineage: Eukaryota; Fungi; Ascomycota; Eurotiomycetes; Eurotiales; Aspergillaceae. The record is from RefSeq and is a predicted model, not a curated record.
AUGUCGCGGUCGCCAGACGAGACCAACCUGAAAGAUUUGAACAUGGACCUUCUCUUCGAGCUGGGUUGGUACCCUGCUGAUUCCGUUUAUCCCCAACAUUUGCUUGCUCGCCGGUCUGCCGCUGUCAUAGGGACAUACACACCUCCUGCGGAUCAACCGGAAUACCAUCGAUAUGAGGAGCCCUUGACGAUGCUUGGUGAAGGUUUCACGCCCACAUCUCCGUCGACCCAUCGUUGGCCGAAUCAGAGCACCACACAGUCACCACACUCACCCUAUUCUGCUGUCAACAACAAUGGCCAUCGGGGCCUAGCUACAACUAUUCGGGGCUCUGUGGAUUGCAUUACUCCCCCCACCCCUCUCGUGGCUUCUUCGUCGAUGUAUCCCCAACAAAAUCAGAGCACCGCACAGUAUUUUCGAGCUCUAGCUCCAGCCUUUGAUGACAUGGCAGAAUACACCACUCGGACCGCCCCUCCCAUGGACUUUUCGCCUGGACAGGUAUCACCUUCGCAGGAACCCUCUCACUCAAGAGUCAUUGCUCCAGGAGCUAUAAGAAAUGCCCUCACCAACAGCGCAGCGCCGCCUGUUCAUACCCAUGGAAGUGAAAUCCAUAACCCAUCCCCCAUUUUCCGAUGUGACCAACCGGACUGCACAUACCGUGGUACAUUCUCGGUCAAGGGAUCACUGACGCGCCAUCGUACUGAGCAGCAUACUGCCCCGCGGUCAUUUCCUUGCCCAUCUAUUGGAUGUGACAGGACCUAUUCCCGAAAAUGUCAUCUGAACGACCACCGGCUGAAGGUUCACGGAAUACGGGGUUGA